AUGUCCUUCCUCGGAAUGGGACGUCCUCAACCUACAUCGGAGCAGAAGAUUGCUGCCGUAGAGGGAGAGAUGCGCAUGAUGGCCGAUACCUACAACCGUCUGCAAAACACUUGUCAGAAGAAGUGUAUCCCCACCGACUACCGCGAGGGCGAGCUCAACAAGGGCGAGUCCGUCUGCCUCGACCGCUGCACCGCCAAGUUCCUCGACGCGUCCAUCAAGAUUAGCGAGAUCAUGCAGCAGCAGGGUCAGGCCAACGGUGCCGCUCCGGGCGGCGGCGGCGGUCUCUUUUAA
Molecule: messenger RNA, 291 nt
Organism: Geosmithia morbida
Lineage: Eukaryota; Fungi; Ascomycota; Sordariomycetes; Hypocreales; Bionectriaceae
Product: mitochondrial import inner membrane translocase subunit TIM10
Exons: 2
Coding region: 1-291 (96 amino acids)
Biological process (GO): protein insertion into mitochondrial inner membrane
Cellular component (GO): mitochondrial inner membrane
Source: RefSeq, a predicted model, not a curated record